Molecule: messenger RNA, 1447 nt
Organism: Acanthaster planci (crown-of-thorns starfish)
Lineage: Eukaryota; Metazoa; Echinodermata; Asteroidea; Valvatida; Acanthasteridae
Source: RefSeq, a predicted model, not a curated record
ACACAAAGAUGAUUCAGGCGAGCGCAUUGAUCCAUAUUGUCCACUGAUGCAAUGUUUAUGCGUUGCCCAUUGUGAAACCGUUUAAGCCAAACGCCAUACGUACGUGUUGCUCAGGUUGCUUUUGAAGAAACUAUGUGAAACGUACAUGAACAUGUGUGCAUGUAUUGAUGACGAGAUGGCCAGCUACGGUUUGUUUACAGCGGUUAUAAAACGGGCUCAUCAAUUGCUGAAGAUGUCAGAUGUGAUAUUUCCUUUACUGUCCAUUUUGAUUUGCAUCUCUGCUCUGGCCGGCGUGGUCGAGCCGAGAAAGUGCUAUCAGUGUAGGUACAACGACUGGGAGAUCGACCGCUUCGACAUAUGCCUCGAUCCCUUCCUACCCGAACCGGGAGAAGUAACUGGAGUAUCGUGCAACGGAAUGUGCACGAAAUCAGUUUAUACAAGAAACGGUGAGAUCACUGCUAUGAACCGUUCCUGCAUCCCUUACACGGAGACGGCCGAAAAGUGCAUCCAUGGCUGUUUUGAACUAGUUCGAGGUGGAGAUCAAAGGACGUGUGUAUGGUGCUGUGACAACAACAACUUUUGCAACUGCGCCGACACGGUGACCCACGGCCAUCAACUGGGCGCAUGCUUGUUAGCGUUUCUGGUCACGUGGUUAACUUGAACAUUCAUCAAGAACAUUAUGUAAAACAAUUACAUAGUAAUGUUUGAAGAAGAAAUCAAAAUGACCAAUGACUUUGGAAUGACAAAUUUCUAGUCAAAGGUUAUUGUUCUAAAACUGGUCUGAAGCUUAGCACCAUUUUGAAAACGGAUGUCAUUGCACAAUUGAGCCAUAUGAGCGACCGUUUCUAAUUUCUCAGAAAAAAAGUGAAACCCCCUAUGGACCACGCAAAGCUCCAACUGCAGAGAUUCAUGGAGCCUGGAAAUUAUGAUUUGCACAGCAGUUCAAGCUACGCUUUGUAUUUCAAUCUAUUUCAAGCGAACAUAUUCACUGAUCUGAAACCCUAAAUCCAACUUAAAAACCAGUAUCUCAAACAAUGAAGAGCGUAGCACGUACCUAUAUGUAGUGACGUCAUAUCAAAAAGUCUUGGCUGACAGUGCUCUUGAUCAGCCAACAAAUGCCACUGAAGCCACUGGCGGGCAUCUAUCUGUGCUGAAUACAAAAAAGGGCAAAAAGCUUGCUCGACAUUGUUAACAAAUUGUUUGUGUCAUCAAUUCCGCAUGGUAUGGUGGUUUCCGGCGGCUUAAGUUCAUGUGACAUUGCAAGUCUGUGCGCAUACCACAGAAGCGGAGGUCUUUCACCCUGUUACCAUAGAGAGGGUGGUCCUACGAGUUUAAUUUCUUUGAUGUGCAUGACGACAGUUCUCCAAGCCCUCACAGUGCCUUACCACUUAUUGUAAAUAAAUUGUGUACAUACCUGUUGUAAAAAUUAAAUUAAAUCGAAAAUGAA